This is a messenger RNA of Closterium sp. NIES-65, 981 nucleotides long. The record is from the annotation of a GenBank genome assembly. Lineage: Eukaryota; Viridiplantae; Streptophyta; Zygnematophyceae; Desmidiales; Closteriaceae.
AUGGCGAAUAGCGAAGAUGUUAUCGUGCCAGCGGACCUGGAAGAUGACGUUGCUGGGUCAGCAUCGGCGUUGCGCGUGUCGCCAUGGUGCGCGCCGUGGCUGUGGUCGGCGGUUAAGGUGGUGCUGCUCGUGCUGCUCUGGCACACCUUCAGCACGGCGCUCUCCCUCAACCCUUUAUCGCCCCCUGCUGUACCUGUGCACUCCCGCUAUGCAUUGCACUAUCGCAUCGCCAUGCAUCUUCUCCCUCGCGCUCGUCACCCGCACCUUCUACUCCAUGUGGUGGGGGAGACGGAGUUUGAGCUGCUGGGCUUCAUCCUCGUCAUGCUGGCCUCAUUCAUGGCGGGUCUCCGAUGGGUGCUGCUGCAAGUGCUCCUCCAGUGCCUGUGUGCUGUGCUUGCUCUCCCACACGCCACAAUCCUCCGGUUUCUCACCCUUCCUCGCAUAUUUGCUAUGGUCACGCCAUCCUCAUGCCACUAUCUCCUUCCCAGUCCUCCUAGUUCCCCUUGCCUCCCACCAACCUUGCUCACGUUGCUGCAGUAUCUGGCGCCCGUGAUGGCGCUUGUGUGCGGCAUCUUCUCGCUGCUGCACGAGCCGUGGUCCUCGCUCGCCUCCUUGCCCUACUUUGACACGCUGUCGCGCAACAAGGCACGUGAGUCUGAAGGCCAUCAGGUGCACGCGCUCAGUGAUGAGCUCCUCCCUCACCACCCGGGGGCAGGCCCUCGGACCAACUCUAGCUGUCUUUUGAGUCGACUCAAAAGUCGUCUGAAGGCCAUCGGGUGCAAAAGCUCACUGAUGAGCUCCUCCCUCACCACCCGGGCAGGCCCUCCGAGCAACUUUAGCUGCUGCACCACCCCGCCUCGCUCUAGUCGUCCGCCCCCCAGCGUAUCAUCGCUCCCCCGCGUAUCCUCUCUCUCACCGCGGCACCCCAGACUCCAGCUUAUCCUCACAUGUGCUGCUAUCCACCAGCAUGAGUUCCGUUGA